This is a messenger RNA of Gastrolobium bilobum, 1339 nucleotides long. RefSeq names its product probable beta-1,4-xylosyltransferase IRX9H. The record is from RefSeq and is a predicted model, not a curated record. Gene Ontology annotation, biological process: glucuronoxylan biosynthetic process; plant-type secondary cell wall biogenesis. The coding region runs from base 1 to 1317 and encodes 438 amino acids. NCBI's taxonomy places the organism in Eukaryota, Viridiplantae, Streptophyta, Magnoliopsida, Fabales, Fabaceae. Gene Ontology annotation, molecular function: galactosylgalactosylxylosylprotein 3-beta-glucuronosyltransferase activity; xylosyltransferase activity. The transcript is spliced from 3 exons. Gene Ontology annotation, cellular component: Golgi membrane.
AUGGCAUCUAUUAGAAGAACCUUGUCUCCAGUGCCUCGAGCUGGAACUGUAGCAAAUUUAGAAGUCUGUUCAGUAGCUUCUCCCUUGUCUAAGUCCUCAUCAAGUCCUCAGAAUUUUCCCCCAUCUUCUGGAUUGUUAACUUCUUCAGUUAGCUCAUUAUACUCCUGUGCUUUUGUGCUUGGCAUUUUCUCCACAAGAUCUUUGAGGACUCUUGAUAGAUCAAAGCCGAACGGCCAGCUUUGGAGGAAGGUGCUUUUCCAUUUUUUCAUUUGUUUCAUGGUUGGUGUUUCUAUUGGACUCAUCCCGCUUGCAUCAACGAAUUUGUCCAUGAAUCUCAUGCCAAAGCAUCAAGUCUUCUCUUUUGAGGUGAUAUCUGCAGUUGGAAAUUUCCAGCCAGUUGAAAAUGUGAAUAUAAAUGUGACACCACCAAUCGAUGAGGCCGUGAAGUUUAAUGUUACUUUGAAUUCAGCAGUGAAAAAACAGGAACUGAUAGAUGGGGUGGCAUAUAAUAUCUCUGAUAGCCAAUUCAGUGAAGGUCCAUCUCAGAAGCUGCUCAUUAUUGUGACCCCGACAUACAAUCAUUUAUUUCAAUCAUAUUACUUGCAUCGCUUGUCACAAACUUUCAAAUUGGUCCCACCUCCUUUGUUGUGGAUUGUUGUUGAAAUGACUUCCCAAUCUGAAGAAACUGUUGACAUCUUGAGGAAUAGUGGGAUAAUGUACAGGCAUCUCAUUUGCAAAACGAAUCUAACCAACACAAGCCAUAGGAGCAUUCUUCAGAGAAAUGUUGCAAUAGCUCAUAUUGAAACUCAUCGCCUUGAUGGAAUUGUCUACUUUGCAGAUGAUGAUAACAUCUACUCAGUGGAGCUCUUUAAGCAAAUGAGAGAAAUAAGGCGAUUUGGAACGUGGACUGUAGCAAGACUAUCAGGGGAUAAAAGUGGCAUUGUCUUGCAAGGGCCCAUUUGUAAUGGAAGUCGAGUAAUUGGAUGGCACAUAAACGAAUCAAAUGCGAAAUCUAGAAGAUUUCAUGCUGAAAUGCCAGGUUUUGCCUUCAAUAGUACGAUACUCUGGGAUCCAAAGAAGUGGCACCGACCCACUCUUGAACCUAUCAGGCAGCUUGACUCAGUAAAGGAAAGUUUGUGGGUUAGCACAUUGAUUGAGCAGGUUGUUGAAGAUGAGAGCCAAAUGGAAGGCUUAAUGAACAACUGCUCGAGAGUUUUGGUUUGGCAUAUUGGUCUUGAAUCAACCUAUUCCUUCUAUCCUCAGAAGUGGAUUAUAAAGAACAACCUAGAUGUCAUUCUUCAUCUUCCACUUGGGUGAAAUUCUUGAUAAUGAAGUUGUA